AGUGACUGCACGCGCGCGACUUACGCAAUAAAACGAACGCAGCCGGCGCGACCCGCAUGACACACUUUUAAAUAUCAUUUCAAAAUCCACUACUCAUUUUAAACACUAAAAUUAUUUAUAAAUCUUAUCAAUAAUUUACAAGUCGCAUAAAAAGUUUUUGAUUAAUUCAAGUAGGUAGAUAGCAAUAAAAGUUAUUCGUAAUAGAAAAUUGAUUUGACGAUAAUUUUUCGCGCCUUUUCACCGGAACGUUUGUUUCGUAAAUUACAUAGUUACGAGGUUUUUUUCGAUACAAUUUUUGUGUGAAAUUUAUGUGUUGAUAUUUUUUUGUUAAUAAUAAUGUGUAGAACGCAGUGUUAUUUUUUUAUUGUGCGUUUGUGUGAUGUGUGAGUUCAGUGCAGUAAUAUUUUUCGAGGCACCAUCUGUCGAAAAGGUGGAGCAGGCGGCGGGCUCGAGGCGUGCGGCGCGGGCGCCGGGGGCUGCUCGUGCUGGCCGCCCGCGCCGCCUGCGCCCGCGCACCACCCGCUGCGAGCGCUCGAACUCAUGCCGCCGCCGCUGCUUAGAUCGAACCCUCUGUUCACGGAGGAGGAGGAACAAGAGGUAGUGAUCAUUGUGGACUCUCUCGAGUCCACUGAGGGAGAGGUCCCGGAUCCGGAGCCACCACGAGUGCCUCGUCGAGCGCCCUCUACGUCCUCAGGUUAUGGCAGCGGCGGCGGUAGCCACGGUCGCGUCUCACCAGCACGCAGCGUGGCGGCGCCUGACCAGCACGAGGGCUCUCAGAGCACCUCCGACUCAGACCAGAGCCCUGACUGCACGCUCUCAAGGAGCCUGAAGGAGGAUAUUCGGGCAUGUCUUGGAGGAUGCAGAUGGGAAAAAGACGUAGGCGACGUGGUAGAGGCGGCAGUGAGGGGCGCGGGCGGCAUCAGCGCUGCGCGGGCGCGCCUCCAAGCAGCGUUACUGGCGCUCCACGAGCCGGGGGUUCGGCUGCCCAACCGGGGGCCCUCGCUGCCUUACUGCGGCCCUGGCGUGCGGCCCGGUGACGUCACCAUGAUGCCUAAGAACACUGAAAUGUCGCUAUUGGCCGCCAGCGCACUGUUCACACUAGAUGGCGCUCGGGGCGAAGCUCUAUCGAGGCGGCUGGCGCGCGACGAGCGGCGCCGGCGGCGGUGUCGCGCCGUGCUGGCAAUCACGGCGCUACUACUGCUGCUAGCUGCUGUGGGCGCUGUUGAACUGCUCAUGUCGCGAGGACAAAGAGUCUUUGGAGCUGUCCUGCGGUGAACUUGAUUCUAAGUCUUGCGCAGUGACAAGAAAAACGACCAUUUUGGAUUCCACUAUCGAUGUUAAUUAAUAAUUACUUAUUACAUAAUAUAUUUGUUAUGAUGUAGGCCUACUUAACGCCUAACACGAAUUUUAUUGCAAUCAAUAUAUUAGUUUAGACAGAUUCUUUGCUUUUGCAUGGUUAGCAGGCGUUAGUGGGCAUAAUUAUUUACUUGUAACUACUUUUUAGUAAUGUAGAUAGACAAGAAUCGAUAUUUCUAUAGUCUUUUGUAUAUAAUUGUAUACCUAAUAAAUACGAAUGUUUGAACUAAUCCUAUUUCUUGUAUACUUUACUGACUGCUUAACGUGCCCUCCGAAGCACGGAACUUACUUUCAGACAAUCGGGUGAUAAGCUUGCAAUGUCCAAGCCAAACUAACAGACGAACUCUGUUGUCUUCUAUGAUUUUUGGCUCUGCCCUCCAUAAAAGGCAUUUUGGGCAUAUUAGCCCCGAUUCCUGCAGAUACCUCCUAAUUUUACUCUAAGUUAUACCUGCCAUUUUCUUAUUCGCCGAAAAGGAAAGGGACGGAUGAUUAACAGUCGUAAAUUUUAGGAACAUUGAGUAAAUUAAUGAAUAAUCCGGGCGAAUCAAAAAGGUAUCUCGCUGGUAUGCAAACCGUUUGACGUGUGCUGUCAAGUUAAUUCUGUUGGGUUAUUGGCUUAAAAUUGACGUGUGUUGCAUAAAUGUUAUGCUUGUCGAUUACUUGUCCCUUUCCUUUUCGGCGGAUAAGAAAAUGACAGAUAUAACUUAAAAUAAAAUUAUAUGGUGUUUAGUAACAUAUUGGUGGACUUAGCACCAAUAUGUUACUUAAAUAGUUUUUUUGGUUAUUAUCUAUAUAAUAUUGUUACGUGAUAUUUAGUUAAUGAUAUUUGUUUUAGUAGAUAAGGCUCAUAUUUAUCAAUAGAGGCAUUAGUUUUAAUUAUAUACGCACUUUGAUAGUGGAAUACAAUAAAAUUUAUCUAAUGUAGUUAUUCAAUGCAAAACUGUGAAAUGUAUAGGUACUUAUUUAGAUAAUAAUUCUAGUUGGUAAUGGUGUUGCCAGACGUAGAAAACGAAAAAAUCUAAACAAAAUAAAUAUUAAAACACAUAAUACCGGGUUCUUACCGCGUUAAAAUCAGGGAUAUGAGACUCCCAAUAUUUCAACUCUGUUGCAAGUGCCAUGAUCACGGGAUGACUGAUGAAAUUGGAGUGGAGUUGUUAGGUUCAUAAAUACAGACAGAUUAGAGGGUAGACAGAAUAGACAGAUAUGUUUGCCCUUAGAAAAUUAUGGAUCUACCUACUCCACUCCAAUUUCAUCAUUCAUCCCAUGGGAUGGUCAUAACCAUGGUACUUACAACAGUGUUGAAAUAUCAGGACUCUCAUAUCCCUGAUAUUUUUGUAUGGGUGCAAGUGUACGGAAUGUAAGUGACAUCGUAACGAAUACUGAGAGGGAUGAUUCAGCUCAAUAUUUUGAGUUAAUAUCAAGAGCAAUUUUCCAUCGUCUGUUUCAUCCACUUCAGUAUUCGCUACGAUGUCACUAACAUCCUGUAAAUGCCAUUCUAUUUUUUAACCUAAACAAGUAAUAAUAUAUCAUGCCUGGCAACAUCAUUACAUUUUUAAGGGUAUUUUUCGAUCACCGAUAUAUUGGUGCCAUAGAAGUCAGAAAUAAUAUUCAUCAAUUUUAAUUCCUUUCUGAAAGUCAACAUACCCUGUUUCUUCAUUAUAUAUUAUUUUUGUUUUUUUUUUUUUUGCAAUGGAGGUAAGUAUGAUAAUUGAUUAAUUACCUGUACAUCGAAAUUUAGCUCGUUUAUUUUGUAAAAAAAACCUAAGUAUACCUACCCUAUAAGAAGAACCCCCUCCCCUACCCCCUACCCUACCCCAUAGGGUAGACCCGACCCGACCUACACCUUCUCAUAAGAAGGUGUAGGUCGGGUCGUAUCAGGAGGUGAAGAAGAGAGGAAUGGCGAUUACUCCACCGACAAGAGCGCAGCUCUUAAAUAAAGAGAGAGACCUACCCUAUAUUCAGAUAUCCUCCACUAAACCGCAGUGGAAUAGGGUGGUAGGAGUAUGCUCCAUAUUCCCUUCUGUUGAUUGAGGGUUUAAGCCUAUGCCUAGUAGUAGUAGCGGGAUGUAGUAAGUAGGCUGUUCAUAUUUUUCAAAUAUUAUCGCCAUUACAAUUCAUCUAGUUAUUACUUAUUAGUAAUCGUCAUCAUCAUACCCUCAUCUCUAUUAUGGGUAGACAGAGUGUCUUCCAUUUUGAAAUAUCCUGUCAAUUGUUGACGUUAUUUCUUUAAACGUUUCGAAAUUCGAAACAAAAACCGACAAUAUUUCCAUACAAUAAAACUGAAAAUUCUGAAGAAUCCUGAUGUGCUUUUAGCAAUAGCCAUCGUAGACCAGGGUGGUUUAAAAGGCCACAUCAAAGCAAUUCAUCUAAACAGCAAUAUUGCUAUUUGACAUUUGUUUGCAUUGCGCACUUACUUUUAUAUGCGCAAAUGUCAAAUUGCAAUAAUCGUUUUUUUAGAUGAAUUGAUUCGUUGUGGCCUUUUUAACCCCCCAGUAUUCGUAAGUUUGUGAAUUAUAAUCUCUGUCUACCUUACAAAUAAAAAAAUAAAACAGGGAUGAACGUGGGUUUAAGUAUUUGACAGCCAAGAAAAGUUUAGUCAAAUCGUAUGAUAAUUGGAUUCAAUUUUUCUUGGCUGUCAAAUACUUAAACCCACGUUCAUCCGUGGUUUAGUUUUUUUUGUAAGGUGGUGUGAGUUUACAUACUUACGACGCCAGUUCGUAUCCAUACUGCGAUCGAUUAAUUAAUGUAUUAACAAGAAUCGUUUCUCAACACCAGUAUGGAAACACCUUUAUUUAAGCUAUUUUACAAUUCUCCUUCAAAGAAGGUAUAAUAUUACUUCAUUUUUAUAUUAUAAUUUAAACGAUUUGUGAUUUAGAUAAAUGUGA
Messenger RNA from Pectinophora gossypiella (pink bollworm), 4241 nucleotides. RefSeq lists its product as uncharacterized. The coding region runs from base 541 to 1275 and encodes 244 amino acids. Lineage: Eukaryota; Metazoa; Arthropoda; Insecta; Lepidoptera; Gelechiidae. The transcript is spliced from 7 exons. The record is from RefSeq and is a predicted model, not a curated record.